This is a messenger RNA of Colletotrichum navitas, 1393 nucleotides long. Its product is annotated as translation initiation factor IF-3. Gene Ontology annotation, molecular function: ribosome binding; translation initiation factor activity. Lineage: Eukaryota; Fungi; Ascomycota; Sordariomycetes; Glomerellales; Glomerellaceae. Gene Ontology annotation, biological process: mitochondrial translational initiation; ribosome disassembly. The coding region runs from base 259 to 1098 and encodes 279 amino acids. The record is from RefSeq and is a predicted model, not a curated record. The transcript has a single exon. Gene Ontology annotation, cellular component: mitochondrion.
UAGAGCUUGGACCAUUCGAAAGCUCAUCGCAUUGCGCGACUUGAUUGGUGCGAGAGCUGCCGUCUCCGGCCCCAUAUGAAAGUUCCUCCCUGCUUGCUUGCCUGUUUGCCUGCCUCCUCCGCACCUCAUUUUUGCAUCUUGCAAUCAUCUUUACCUUCUACAGGAGCAAACAUUGAACGGAGACAAACGAGGCCGAACUGUGACUCAGAAGAAAGCCCUGAAUCGCAACUGUCGCAAUUCAGAUAAAAACUAUCCAACAUGAGUGGCACACGAUGUCUGUACAACUACAACAGGACAGCCCUUUAUAGGGUCUUCGUCUCGCCCUUUGAGAAGGUGGAAGCCUUAGCCCGACGAAGCGCCCUUGCCCAUCCCGCCUCCAGAACACUACCGCCAGUAUUGUCGCCGCCGAUGCAGUCUUUCGCCCGUCACGCAGCCCUUAUUCACCGACCCCGGAAGCCGAGCAGUUCGGCAACACCAGAGCCGAAGGCUGCACAAAGGCUCCCCGCCGACGUGCUGAUCCGCGACCGCCAAAUCUUGAUCGCCGGCGAAGACAGCAAGCUGACGGGCCCACACAACACCUCUCGGGUGCUCCAGUCGCUCGACCUGGACACGCAGUCCCUGCGGAUGGUCUCGCGGGCACCGCCGAACCCGACGGGGGACCAGCCACAGUACGCCAUCUGCCGCAUCGUCGACAAGCGCCUCGAGAAAGAGCGCGAGAAAGAGCAGGAGAAGGCCAGGAAGGAGACUGCGCGCAGGCUGGCGCGGAUCAAGGAGCUCGAACUCAACUGGGCCAUCGCGUCGCACGACCUCGGCCAUAAGAUGAAGCAGAUGAAGGGCUUCCUGGAGAAGGGCUACAAGGUCGAAGUAAUCUUCGCCAAGAAGAGGGGUAGCAGGAUGGCCACACGUGACGAAGCGGAGGCGCUUGUGAAGGCGGUGCGGGACGUCGUUGCCGAAGUCCGUGGUGCGAAAGAGUGGAAGGCGGCGGAUGGGCAGCCGCCCAAGGUCAUGAAGCUAUACCUGGAUGCGCCACCAUCGGCGAAAGCUCCUUCCAAGUCUUCUGCCGUCAACUCGGAGUCUUCGGAGCCUUUGGAGAACUGAUAGGCCUGCGGGAUCAUCCUAGGACGAUUGGGCCGCGACAGACUACGGAUGCUGAUAUGAUUUUACACGGAUGCACCUGAGGCUGUGUCAUAGAUUUUGUCUGUAUAUUAGAGUAUCCAUCAGAUUUCUGCAUAGUAGAUCUGCAUACAGAGCCGAUGUUCUUGCUACUGCGGCUCUAAUGUGUCUCGACUUUUUAAGUCAUCUUGAUAGAAUACCUGCUACCGAGGCUUCCAGAAUGAUUCUUAUUUCUGUAACUUUAACAUCUCUCUGUGUGAGCUAGAAACCCAGCAAACAU